AAUUAACAAAGCCCAACUUGUUAUAGCUAGCUUGGUUCAAGGUAUCGAUAUCAUAGCAUUAUUAUAGAGGUUUACCUUCACAUUCAUUGUCCACUACCAUUAGAGACUUUCAAAAGUCAAUUAACAAUGGAGAUUAAACUAAUCUACUCUGUAUUAAUACAAACUCUUAUGGCCACUAAUUAACCUCUCUAAAGUAUGGAAUAUACCAUCCAUUGUAUGAUCCCACGCUCAUUAACAAAAGAUGUCAACACAAAGCAUGCAUGUGCUCACGUGAUAUCUCGUGAACAAGGCAUCAUUCCAUAGCUAAUUAAGCUAAUGAGCUCAGCGUUAAGAUUAAGCAACUGGCCUCCAAAGCCGGCCAAAUUUGCUUGCAACCCACCAGCUUUUCGACACCUGGAAGCUUUGCCUUUAGAGAGAGGAAGUAACGGCGGCCGCCCAUUGACCACAAAAUGUGUAAAAAAUAAAGUUGAAUGAAGAAAGCAAUGUUUCUUGCUUUAAAGCCAAACGUCCCAAGCCAACCACAUAACUGUUUUUAUAGGUGCUAUAUAUAGAAGCUUGCAAUAGCUAGCUACCAUAACAAACAAUUCAGCUUAAUACACAUCCUUUAAAUCUUUUACCCCCCCAUUCUCUCCAAAAUGGACUGGACUAGAGGCCAAACCAUUGGCCGUGGCUCAUCAGCCACCGUCUCGAUGGCCAGGGCCAACCAAUCCGGUAAAGUCUUUGCGGUGAAGUCAGCUGAGCUAUCAAAAUCGGAGUCUCUUCAAAAGGAGCAAAUUGUUCUUUCAACAUUAAGGUGUCCGCAAAUUGUAGCAUAUAAGGGGUGCGACAUUACUAAUGAAAAUGGUAAGGUCUUGUACAAUCUUUUCUUGGAGUAUGCAUCCGGUGGCACGCUUAUCGAUGCAAUUCGGGAGGGUGGAGGUUGUCUUGACGAGGACAUGAUCCGAUUGUAUGCUCGGACAAUUUUGCUCGGCCUCGAGUAUCUUCAUUGUAAUGGCAUAGUGCAUUGUGACAUCAAGGGUCACAAUAUUUUGGUCACUAGUGAUGGGGCAAAAAUUGCUGACUUGGGUUGUGCUAAGCGGGUUGAUGAGGUGUCAGAAGCAGAUUGGGGCACGACAACAACAAUUGCAGGCACACCACUUUACAUGGCACCUGAAGUGGCGCGUGCUGAGCACCAAGGGUUCCCUGCUGAUAUAUGGGCUGUUGGGUGUACCAUUGUCGAGAUGGCCACCGGACAGGCUCCAUGGGUGAAUGUCUCAGACCCAGUUUCAGCUCUUUACCAGAUUGGGUUUUCGGGCAACGCGCCAGAGAUUCCAAGCUUCAUGUCUAAGCAAGCAAGAGACUUUUUGAGCAAGUGCUUGAAGAGGGACCCAAUGGAAAGGUGGUCAGCCAGUGAAUUACUUAAACAUGAUUUUAUUAUUGAAGAGCCAAAUCUUAUUUUAAAGGAAAACAAUAGCUCAAAAGCGGACACUCCAACAUGUGUUCUGGAUCAAGUCUUGUGGGACUCAAUGGAGAAGUUAGAGACAACUUGGGAUUCGACCCAUAAUACUUCUCUGGUCUCUCCAAACGAAAGAAUCAAGCAAUUGACUGAAGGCAAUGGAAAAGCACACAGCUGGUCGACAUGGGGUGAUGCUUGGGUCACAAUAAGAAGCAACAAAAGUAGCAAGGAACAAGAAAUGGUUUCUUGCAGUGAGGAUUAUAACAUGGCAUAUGCCAAUGGAUCCAUUGAAAAUAGUGGGGCGGAGAUAGCUUCGCUUAGCAUGGAAUAUAACUUUGUCGUUCUUAACGAGCCCACAAGUAUUAGUGGGAAUAAUACAUGUAAUAACACUAGCAGUGGUGGUAGCUGUCGUGAUGACGGAAGGCAUAAAAUAUUGUUGAUGCCUUGUGAAGGUAGAAAAGAUGCUUUAUGUAAGCAAUUCGAAUUUUGUGAAGGAAAUAAAGUUCUGUUUUCCACAUCGCAAUGCUUAGCUUGCUUAUCUUCAUAUACUGUAGCCAUGGCUGUUUCAAAUUACAUAUCUGGUCAUAAUUAGAAACCUGCUGGAUAUUAGGUCCAAACUAGUUAAUCAGGCUUGUGACUGGAAAUAAGAAGCCAAUUGGACCAAAUCUUAACUAACCAAAUUGUGUUAUCAGGCCACUUAACACCAGCCUCCAAACCACAGCCUGUCAAUUGAUAUGGUAUACUUUUAAAACCUAA
Populus trichocarpa (black cottonwood) is the source of this 2191-nucleotide messenger RNA. Its product is annotated as mitogen-activated protein kinase kinase kinase 18. The record is from RefSeq and is a predicted model, not a curated record. The transcript has a single exon. Gene Ontology annotation, biological process: protein phosphorylation. Gene Ontology annotation, molecular function: ATP binding; protein kinase activity. The coding region runs from base 636 to 2027 and encodes 463 amino acids. Lineage: Eukaryota; Viridiplantae; Streptophyta; Magnoliopsida; Malpighiales; Salicaceae.